Molecule: messenger RNA, 2541 nt
Organism: Zonotrichia leucophrys gambelii
Lineage: Eukaryota; Metazoa; Chordata; Aves; Passeriformes; Passerellidae
Gene: EHD3
Product: EH domain containing 3
Exons: 6
Coding region: 312-1919 (535 amino acids)
Biological process (GO): endosomal transport; endocytosis
Cellular component (GO): plasma membrane; cytoplasm
Molecular function (GO): calcium ion binding; protein binding; GTP binding
Source: RefSeq, a predicted model, not a curated record
CCCUUCCGGGAGGGCCGGGCCUCCGCGCCAUGCCCACGCCGGGAGCCGGCGGCGUGAAGGGAGGCGGCGCCCGCCGGUGCCGCUGGGCCGGGGCUGCGCGGACGAGCCGCUGCUUCAGCCUCCCGCGGGUAGCGCUUUCUGGCUGAAAUCGGCGGCGCAGGUGGCGUGAGGGCGGACGGCCCAUUGCUGGUGGGCACCGGAGCGGAGUGAGGCCCGCCCGGCCCGAGGGGGAUGCGCGGCUAGCCCGCGCUCGCAGCCAGCUCAGCCCAGCCCCGGUGGUGGUCGCGGAGCUGGCGUCGGGAGGCCACAAGAUGUUCAGCUGGCUGGGCACCGACGACCGUCGGCGGAAGGACCCGGAGGUGUUCCAAACGGUCAGCGAUGGCCUGAAGAAGCUUUACAAGACCAAGCUGCUGCCGCUGGAAGAACACUACAAGUUCCACGAGUUCCACUCGCCCGCCCUGGAGGAUGCCGACUUCGACAACAAGCCCAUGGUGCUGCUCGUGGGGCAGUACUCCACUGGGAAGACCACCUUCAUCAGGUACCUGCUGGAGCAGGAUUUCCCAGGGAUGAGGAUUGGACCAGAGCCUACAACUGACUCCUUUAUAGCAGUUAUGCAAGGAGACGUGGAAGGAAUCGUUCCUGGGAACGCGUUGGUGGUGGAUCCCAAAAAACCCUUCAGGAAACUCAACGCCUUUGGCAAUGCCUUUUUGAACAGGUUUGUCUGUGCCCAGCUACCUAACCCUGUAUUAGAGAGCAUCAGUGUCAUUGAUACUCCAGGAAUCCUUUCUGGAGAAAAGCAGAGAAUUAGCAGAGGUUAUGACUUUGCUGCUGUACUGGAGUGGUUCGCCGAGCGGGUCGACCGCAUCAUUCUCCUCUUUGAUGCUCACAAGCUGGACAUCUCUGAUGAAUUCUCUGAGGUCAUCAAGGCCCUGAAGAACCACGAGGACAAGAUGAGAGUUGUACUCAACAAGGCCGACCAGAUAGAGACUCAGCAGCUGAUGCGGGUGUACGGUGCCCUCAUGUGGUCCCUGGGGAAGAUCGUCAACACUCCCGAGGUCAUCCGAGUCUACAUCGGCUCCUUCUGGUCCCACCCCCUGCUCAUCCCCGACAACCGCAAGCUGUUUGAGGCGGAGGAGCAGGACCUGUUCAGGGACAUCCAGAGCCUGCCCCGCAACGCUGCCCUCAGGAAGCUCAACGAUCUCAUCAAGCGAGCGCGCCUGGCCAAGGUCCAUGCCUACAUCAUCAGUUCCCUAAAGAAGGAAAUGCCCUCAAUGUUUGGCAAAGACAAUAAAAAGAAGGAGCUUGUUAACAACUUGGGAGAUAUUUAUGCCCGUAUUGAACGGGAGCAUCAGAUCUCACCAGGAGACUUCCCUAACCUGAGGAAGAUGCAGGAUCAGCUGCAAGCGCAGGAUUUUAGCAAGUUCCAGCCGCUGAAGAGCAAGCUGCUGGAGACGGUGGAAGACAUGCUGGCCAACGACAUCGCGCAGCUGAUGGUGCUGGUGCGCCAGGAGGAGUCCCAGCGGCCCACGCAGAUGGUGAAGGGAGGAGCCUUCGAGGGCACCCUGCACGGCCCCUUCGGCCACGGCUACGGCGAGGGCGCCGGCGAGGGCAUCGACGACGCCGAGUGGGUGGUGGCCAGGGACAAGCCCAUGUACGACGAGAUCUUCUACACGCUCUCGCCCGUCGACGGCAAAAUAACUGGUGCCAACGCCAAGAAGGAGAUGGUAAGGUCCAAGCUGCCCAACACCGUGCUGGGCAAGAUCUGGAAACUGGCUGACAUCGACAAAGAUGGCAUGCUGGAUGAUGAGGAGUUUGCCUUGGCGAAUCAUCUCAUUAAAGUCAAGUUGGAGGGUCAUGAGCUGCCAAAUGAGCUCCCUUCCCAUCUCCUCCCUCCGUCCAAGAGGAAAAUAACAGAGUGAAAGAAAGGUUACAGGGGAGAGGGGAAGGGAAGGGGAAAAUGAAAGAUCUAGAACAACAUGUUUACUUAAAUUAUACCUUUAGAUGUGAGAUAACGUUUGGAUUUGUACCUACUUUGCUGUAUGAAGAACAAAAUCUAAAGCAGAACAAAAAAGUCCAAUCCUUCAUGAUAUGCAAUUAACUCUUCCAGUGUACUGUCCCUGCUUUCUAACGUGUAGUCUGUAAAUAUGAAGGUAAAGGAAGGAUGUUGCAAAGUAGGAGACUCUGUUAAGCGAGAGUAGAAGAAAACCUGAACAGGACUGCAUUUUUGGAGAGUGGAAUAGGCACUAAUAGAAAUCUGCUAACUGCCAGUAUCACUCCUGAGCUUUGGCUGCGCCUUCUGCCUUUUAAUGGGUCUUGCAAAAUUCAGGAGACUAAGAGAAACCACAAGGUCUUCAAGCUAUUGGCCAAAAUAAAGAGCAUUUCCUAAUUAACAUAAGCCCACACUAAAAUACUAGAUACUAAACCCCAGAGUUAAGAACUUUAGAAACCUUGAUUCACCGUUAAGAUGCAAGUUUUACAAAAGUUCUUCCCCUGUCCUUAUAGAAAAAUACAUCAAUAAAAUCUGAAAGAGCUCUGAACUGG